AUGACGAUCCUACUGACGUUAUUGCUCGUUGCUGCUACUCAGGGCGAGACGAACGCCGGAAGUUGUAAGGACAUGUUACAAGGUUAUCUGACCGGACGACUGUCGUCUGCUCUAGGAGCUUACCAGGUAGAAGCUUUGAGGCGGGAAUUCAAAAGUUUUACUGAUGUGUUAGAAAAAUCUAUGAAGAAGUUUAAGGAGACAAUGAAAUCCGAAGUCAAUACAUACAUUGGUAACAGCAGUGUAGUUUACACCAGAUGGGGAAAGAAAACGUGUCCAUCUAAUGCCGAGUUAGUUCACUCAGGGUUUACCGGAGGCUCUCAUUAUACCCACAAAGGAGCCGCUGUAGAACCUCUUUGUUUACCGAGAAAUCCAGAAUGGGGGUUGUACAAUGAUGGGUACGAUGCAUACAAAAAUUUAGUUUUUGGCGGAGAGUAUCAAACAGGGUCCUUUACAGGCAACAUUAGAACAGUUGAUAAUCACGAUGUUCCAUGUGCUCUUUGUCUGGUUCGACGAAAAUCCGUUGUUCAGAUGUUUCCAGCAAGAAAAACGUGUUACAGAGGAUGGACAUUGGAAUACCAUGGCUACCUUAUGGCGGGUUUUUAUGAUCAUGUUGCUGGAACAACCUUCACCUGUGUUGAUAGUCAUCCCGACACUUUGCAUGGUGGUUCUAACUUCAAGGGUGGUAAACUCUUCUAUCCUGUAGAGGCUCAUUGUGGUUCCUUGAAGUGUCCACCUUAUGUAGCAGGAAGAGAACUUGUGUGUGCUGUUUGUUCGAAAGAUUAAAACAUUAUAA
Molecule: messenger RNA, 793 nt
Organism: Magallana angulata
Lineage: Eukaryota; Metazoa; Mollusca; Bivalvia; Ostreida; Ostreidae
Exons: 4
Coding region: 1-783 (260 amino acids)
Source: RefSeq, a predicted model, not a curated record